This is a messenger RNA of Neogale vison (American mink), 1725 nucleotides long. RefSeq names its product solute carrier family 1 member 7 (gene SLC1A7). Gene Ontology annotation, cellular component: plasma membrane. Gene Ontology annotation, biological process: L-glutamate transmembrane transport. NCBI's taxonomy places the organism in Eukaryota, Metazoa, Chordata, Mammalia, Carnivora, Mustelidae. The coding region runs from base 1 to 1725 and encodes 574 amino acids. Gene Ontology annotation, molecular function: glutamate:sodium symporter activity; L-glutamate transmembrane transporter activity; neutral L-amino acid transmembrane transporter activity. The transcript is spliced from 11 exons. The record is from RefSeq and is a predicted model, not a curated record.
AUGGAAUGGUACCGUGCCCCGGGCCAGCAGGCUGGGCUCACCAUGGUGCCAGGUGCCAUCCUGGCACGAGGGAAGGACGUGUGCAAGAGAAAUGGACUACUCAUCCUGUCUGUGCUGUCUGUCACCGUGGGCUGCCUUCUCGGCUUCUUCCUGAGGACCCGUCGCCUCUCACCACAGGAAAUUAGUUACUUCCAGUUUCCUGGGGAGCUCCUGAUGCGGAUGCUGAAGAUGCUGAUCCUACCACUGGUGGUCUCCAGCUUGAUGUCUGGCCUCGCAUCCCUGGAUCCCAAGACCUCCAGCCGCCUGGGCGUCCUCACCGUGGCGUACUACCUGUGGACCACCUUCGUGGCUGUCAUUGUGGGCAUCAUCAUGGUCUCCAUCAUUCACCCGGGUGGCGCAGCCCAGAAGGAGAUGACAGAGCAGAGUGGGAAGGCCAUCAUGAGCUCUGCCGACGCCCUGCUGGACCUCAUCCGGAACAUGUUCCCAGCCAACCUGGUGGAGGCCACAUUCAAACAGUACCGCACCAAGACCACCCCCGUUGUCAAAUCCCCCAAGAUGGCAUCCGAGGAGGCCCCUUCUCGGCAGAUCCUCAUCUACGGGAUCCAGGAAGAGAAUGGCUCUCAUGUUCAAAACUUCGCCCUGGACCUAACCCCACCACCUGAGGUUGUUUACAAGUCAGAGCCUGACACCAUCGAUGGCAUGAAUGUGCUGGGCAUCGUCAUCUUCUCUGCCACCAUGGGCAUCAUGCUGGGCCGUAUGGGUGAAAACGGAACCCCUCUAGUCAGCUUUUGCCAGUGCCUCAAUGAGUCUGUCAUGAAGAUUGUGGCGGUGGCUGUGUGGUACUUCCCCUUCGGCAUCGUGUUCCUCAUCGCUGGCAAGAUCCUGGAGAUGGACGACCCCACAGCCGUCAGAAAGAAGCUUGGCUUCUAUGCCAUCACCGUGGUGUGUGGGCUGGUGGUCCACGGCCUCUUCAUCCUGCCCCUGCUUUACUUCUUCAUUACCAGAAAGAACCCCAUUGUAUUCAUCCGCGGCGUCCUCCAAGCCCUGCUUAUCGCACUGGCCACCUCCUCCAGCUCAGCCACACUGCCCAUCACCUUCAAGUGCCUGCUGGAGAACAACCACAUUGACCGGCGCAUUGCCCGCUUUGUGCUGCCUGUGGGCGCCACCAUCAACAUGGACGGCACCGCACUCUACGAGGCCGUGGCUGCCAUCUUCAUUGCCCAGGUCAACAACUAUGAGCUGGAUUUCGGCCAGAUCAUCACCAUCAGCAUCACGGCCACCGCAGCCAGCAUCGGGGCAGCUGGCAUCCCCCAGGCUGGGCUCGUCACCAUGGUCAUCGUGCUUACCUCUGUGGGACUGCCCACUGACGACAUCACCCUCAUCAUCGCUGUCGACUGGGCUCUGGACCGCUUCCGCACCAUGAUUAACGUGCUGGGGGAUGCACUGGCCGCAGGGAUCAUGGCCCACAUCUGCCGGAAGGACUUCACUCAGGACACAGGCACUGAGAAACUGCUGCCCUGUGAGACCAAGCCUGUGAGCCUCCAGGAGAUUGUGGCAACCCAGCAGAAUGGCUGUGUGAAGAGCGUGGCUGAGGCCUCAGAGCUGACUCUGGGCCCCACCUGUCCCCACCAUGUCCCUGUCCAGGUGGAACAGGAUGAGGAGUCAGCUACCACCUGUCCAGACCACUGCACCAUUGAGAUUAGUGAGCUUGAGACCAAUGUCUGA